AUGUAUGCUACUCAGACCAGCCUUUCCUCGCUCUCCCUCGCCGUCGCUAUCCUCCUCCAGGUAGCACGCGCAGACAUCUCCAUGGCAGCCGUAUCCGAAAUAUCAGACGGUCAGCCUCAAGGUCCCGUGGCAUCGACAAAUUGGGCCCCGAGCACAACGGCGGAGGUUUCAUCGUGGUCCACAUCAUCCUACGAGAACCCCUUCACGAUCUACACGACUAUGACUAAUUCCUUGGGCGUCAUCACGGGCAUGCCGGCCGUUGUGACUUCUCAGCCCACGCAACCUGCCGUCGUCACCAGCCAGCCGAUCUCGCCGACCCUGCCCAGCUACUCAGGAUACUGGUACGGCAACAGUUCCAGCACCACCGCCUCGACCGAAGCCCCCACGACUCUUGCGACCAGCACAGUUGUCGACUCCUCCUCAGACAACGGCAUUUUCACCACCUCGUCGAGCACUCCCGUGGCGUCAUUCGCCGCUGUCACAGGCGCUGCAGUCACCAACAGAGUCGCGGGCGCUGGUGUCGGCUUACUUGUGGCUGCUUUAGGCUUCUCCCUGCUGUGA
Molecule: messenger RNA, 561 nt
Organism: Fonsecaea erecta
Lineage: Eukaryota; Fungi; Ascomycota; Eurotiomycetes; Chaetothyriales; Herpotrichiellaceae
Exons: 1
Coding region: 1-561 (186 amino acids)
Source: RefSeq, a predicted model, not a curated record